AUGGCAGGGGCCUCUGUAAAGGUGGCGGUGCGUGUCCGCCCCUUCAAUUCAAGGGAGAUUGGAAAAGAAAGCAAAUGCAUCAUUCAGAUGUCUGGAAACACCACCACCAUCGUCAACCCCAAGCAGGCCAAAGACAACAAGAGCUUCAACUUUGAUUACUCCUACUGGUCCCACACCACGCCCGAGGACGUCAAUUAUGCCUCUCAGAUGCGAGUAUACAAAGACAUCGGAGAGGAAAUGCUGCUGCACGCCUUCGAGGGUUACAACGUCUGCAUCUUUGCUUAUGGUCAGACGGGUGCCGGCAAGUCCUACACCAUGAUGGGGAAACAGGAUGUCAAGGAUCAACAAGGAAUCAUCCCCUUGCUGUGUGAAGAUCUUUUCACUAAGAUCAAUGACAACACAGACAACAGCAUGUCCUACUCUGUGGAGGUGAGCUACAUGGAGAUCUACUGCGAACGCGUACGGGACUUGCUGAACCCCAAAAACAAAGGGCACCUGCGCGUAAGAGAACACCCGCUGAUGGGACCCUAUGUGGAGGACCUGUCCAAGCUCGCCGUCACCUCCUACAAUGACAUCCAGGACCUGAUGGACUCUGGCAACAAGGCCAGGACUGUGGCUGCCACCAACAUGAACGAGACGAGCAGUCGCUCUCACGCCGUCUUCAACAUCAUAUUCACUCAGAAACGCCACGACGCCGAAACGGACAACACCUCUGAGAAGGUCAGCAAAAUAAGUUUGGUGGAUCUGGCCGGCAGCGAGAGGGCGGACUCCACCGGAGCCAAAGGGACGAGGCUUAAGGAAGGAGCGAAUAUCAACAAAUCUCUAACCACGCUGGGGAAAGUCAUCUCUGCUUUGGCAGAAGUGGACUCUGGGCCAAAUAAGAAUAAAAAGAAGAAAAAAGUGGAAAGCUUCAUCCCCUACAGAGAUUCAGUUUUGACCUGGCUGCUGAGAGAAAAUUUGGGGGGUAAUUCUCGCACUGCGAUGGUCGCUGCCCUGAGUCCAGCUGAUAUCAACUACGACGAGACCCUCAGCACACUCAGGUACGCAGAUCGCGCCAAACAGAUUCGCUGCAACGCUGUCAUCAACGAGGAUCCCAACAACAGACUGGUGCGCGAGCUGAAGGAGGAGGUGUCACGCCUGAAAGACCUCCUCUACGCCCAGGGCCUGGGCGACAUCAUUGAGACAUAUCGAGCGUCUGGUGCUGAGAUAGAGGGUUUGAAAUUGACCAAUGCCAUGACAGGGAUGAGUCCCUCUCCGUCUCUCUCAGCCUUGUCCAGCCGCGCUGGAUCCAUCGCCAGUCUGCACGACCGCAUCAUGUUCAGCCCGGGCAGCGAGGAGGCCAUCGAGAGGCUGAAGGAAACAGAGAAAAUCAUUGCUGAACUCAAUGAAACUUGGGAGGAGAAACUUCGCCGAACAGAGGCCAUCAGAAUGGAAAGAGAGGCCUUGCUGGCGGAAAUGGGUGUCGCAAUGCGAGAAGAUGGCGGGACAGUCGGCGUGUUCUCCCCUAAGAAGACGCCUCAUUUGGUGAACCUCAAUGAGGAUCCUCUGAUGUCUGAGUGCCUGCUGUACUACAUUAAAGACGGGAUCACCAGGGUUGGUCGUUUAGACGCCAGCAGCCGUCAGGACAUCGUCCUCAGUGGCCACUUCAUCAAGGACGAGCACUGCACUUUUACUAGUUCUGCCGGUCCGGCGGGAGAAACAGUGGUUGUCCUCGAGCCCUGUGAAGGAGCUGAGACUUACGUCAAUGGAAAGAGGGUGACGGAGCCAACUGUCCUCAGAUCAGGAAACCGCAUCAUCCUGGGGAAGAGCCACGUGUUCCGGUUCAACCACCCUGUCCAGGCGAGGGCUGAGAGGGAGAGGACCCCCUGUGCCGAAACACCCGCCGAGCCUGUGGACUGGGCCUUUGCCCAGAGGGAGUUGCUGGAGAAACAGGGCAUUGACAUGAAACAGGAAAUGGAGCAGAGGCUGCAGGAGUUGGAGGACCAGUAUCGCAAAGAAAGAGAGGAGGCCAACAACCUUCUGGAGCAGCAGAGACUGGAUUACGAGAGCAAGCUGGAAGCUCUUCAGAAGCAAGUGGACCGUUAUUACCCAGAAGCCACUGAAGAAGAGGAGGAGCCAGAAGAAGAAGUGCAGUGGACGGAGAGGGAGAGAGAGCUCGCUGUGUGGAGCUUUCGUAAAUGGAGGUGCUACCAGUUCACCUCUCUGCGUGACCUGCUGUGGGGGAACGCCAUCUUCCUCAAAGAGGCCAAUGCCAUCAGCGUGGAGCUGAAGAAGAAGGUGCAGUUCCAGUUUGUGCUGCUGACAGACACCCUCUACUCCCCCCUGCCUCCUGACCUGUUGCCCCCGGAAGCAACUAAAGACAGAGAGAAGCGCCACUUCCCGCGCACCAUCGUGGCCGUGGAGGUGCAGGACCAGAAGAACGGAGCCACUCACUACUGGACAUUAGAAAAACUAAGGCAGAGGCUCGAUCUCAUGAGAGAGAUGUACGACCGCGCCGCCGACGUUCCCAACAGCGCCGCCACCGAGGACUGUGAAAAUGUGAUGACCGGAGGCGACCCCUUCUACGACCGCUUCCCCUGGUUCCGUCUGGUUGGCAGGGCUUUCGUUUAUCUGAGCAACCUGCUGUACCCGGUUCCUCUCGUCCACCGCGUGGCCAUCGUCAGCGAGAAGGGAGAAGUGAAGGGCUUCCUCCGGGUGGCGGUGCAGGCCAUAUCAGCGGAUGAGGAAGCUCCCGACUACGGCUCAGGAGUGAGGCAGUCAGGCACUGCCAAAAUCUCCUUCGAGGAUCAGCAAUAUGAAAAGUUCCAGUCAGAAACCUGCUCUGUGGGACUGUCCCGCACAGGGAUCUCCCAGGAGGAGCUUCGCAUCGUGGAGGGGGAGGGGCAGAACGCAGAAAUAGGACCCUCAGCUGACGAGGUCAACAACAACACAUGUGCGGCUGGUGGAGACGAGCUGGAGAAUCCGCUGAAGGCCACUCUGGACGGUCCGCUGGACGCCCUGGAGCACCUGAGGAUUGGUAAUAUUUUCACCUUCAGGGUAACCGUCCUGCAGGCCUCGAGCAUCUCUGCAGAAUAUGCUGACAUCUUCUGCCAGUUCAAUUUCAUCCACCGCCAUGAUGAGGCCUUCUCUACUGAGCCCCUGAAAAACACAGGCCGCGGCCCUCCUCUCGGCUUCUACCAUGUGCAGAACAUUGCCGUUGAAGUGACUAAAUCCUUUGUUGACUACAUCAAGACUCAGCCAAUCGUGUUUGAGGUGUUUGGACACUACCAGAAACAGCCUUUUCUUCCUCUUUGUAAAGACGUCAUCAGUCCACUACGUCCCUGCAGAAGACAGUUCCCACGCGUGAUGCCUCUGUCCAAACCAGUACCUGCCACCAAACUGACAGCCAUGACCCGCCCACAGGCAGGACCCUGCCACUGUAAAUAUGAUCUCAUGGUGUUCUUCGAGAUCUGCGAGCUGGAAGCCAAUGGAGACUACAUCCCUGCAGUGGUGGACCACAGAGGAGGAAUGCCGUGCCAUGGCACAUUCCUCCUGCACCAGGGCCUCCAGAGGAGAAUCACCGUUACUAUCGUACAUGAAUCAGGAGGUGACAUGGAGUGGAAGGAAGUCCGUGAGCUUGUUGUGGGACGUCUCCGCAACACCCCUGAAGCUGAUGAGACCAUCAUCGACCCCAGUAUUCUGUCCCUCAAUAUCUUGUCUGCUGGGUAUGUCAGGCCCAUGCAAGAUGACAGACAGUUUCUUGAUUCGGACAUGCCUAGGACCUUCUUCCGCUUCGAGGCGGCGUGGGAUAGCUCCAUGCACAAUUCUCUGCUACUAAACCGAGUCACUCCGUACGGGGAGAAAAUCUACAUGACCCUCUCAGCCUAUCUGGAGAUGGAGAACUGCACCCAGCCCGCGGUCAUAACCAAAGAUAUCUGCAUGGUGUUUUACUCACGAGACACAAAGCUCUCGGCCUCCCGCUCUAUUCGCAACCUCUUUGGUACCGGAAGCCUGAGAGCGGCAGAUGGAAACCGUGUAACUGGAGUUUAUGAGGUCAGCUUAUGUCACCUGGCAGAUGCAGGAAGCCCAGGUAUGCAGAGGAGACGCAGGCGGGUGCUGGACACCUCCGUGGCCUACGUCCGUGGGGAGGAGAACUUGGCUGGAUGGAGGCCCCGCAGCGACAGCCUCAUUCUGGACCACCAGUGGGAGCUGGAGAAACUCAGCCUCCUUCAAGACGUGGAGAAGACCAAACAUUAUCUUUUGUUGAGAGAGAAACUGGAGUCCACCCUGCUCGUGGGCCAGGACUCCCUGCAGUCCUGUGUCACUGAGGAGCUGAGUGAGUCUCCUCAGGCCCCCGAGGUCGACCAGGAGGUCGGCAGCUUCAGCUCUGAAAUCACCACGGAGAGGCAGAGGGAGCUCGCCGCCAAGUGUUUGAGGCUCCUCACUCACUCCUUCAACAGAGAAUACGGCCACGUCUGUGUCAGCGCCAGUGAAAGCAAGAUCUCAGAGAUGUCUGUCACAACACUAAGAGACUCCACUUCAAUCUCUGCUCUCAACACAAUCACACCCUCCUCAACAUGCCCGUCACUGGUUGAGGGUUGCUACGGCAACACUGAACUCAGACCACCUUUGCCCCGCUCGCGUGCCGUCAGUCCCGGUCCUGACACACAGCAGGACGCCGAGGCCAAGAAGUCCCUCAACGGAGCCUCUGACGCCAAGCCUCGCACCCGCAAGUUUGUCCCCGACAUCCAGGAGAUUAGAGUCAGCCCCAUUGUGUCAAAGAAGGGUUACAUACAUUUCUUGGAGCCGCACACCAACGGGUGGGUGAAGCGCUACGUUGUGGUGCGGCGGCCGUACGUCUACAUCUACAACACAGAGCGAGACACCGUGGAGCGGGCUAUUCUCAACCUCUCCUCGGCUCAGGUGGAGUACAGCGAGGACCAGCAGGCAAUGCUGAAGACCCCAAACACAUUUGCUGUGUGUACAGAGCAUCGUGGAAUAUUGCUUCAAGCCACUAAUGACAAAGAGAUGCAUGACUGGCUGUAUGCGUUUAAUCCUCUCCUUGCUGGAACUAUCAGGUCAAAGCUGUCGAGAAGACGAGCCGGACAGAUGAGGAUGUGAAACAACACUAUGAACAAAUUUCACGAGAGAAGGAUAAACGCAAAGACUUCUAUGUACAUAGAUCCUUGUCCCUAUCCCUCCCCCCUGUGCUGAGCCCCCGUCCCCCGUCCCCCACCACCACCACCACCAACAACAACAACGACAACAACCAUCUUUCCCCUGUACGCUCUCAGUUUAUCACUAGUGUCCUCGGCACCUAAAGCGCCCAUUUUGUGUCAGGCCUUUGCUGCGGUGUGAGUCUCGUAGUCUGAAGAACCUCUUCAAAAAAGCUGUCACUGUACUGUACUGGAGUUUAUUCAUAGCUGGACGGAUGAAGAAAAAUGGAGGAAGUAGCAACAGUUUCUUAUCUCAGAUUACAUACGUAUGGUAAUGUACUGUAGUUGUUGUCAGUGACACAUCAAGCCUUAUACAUUUAUUCCCUAAAAAAAAAAUAAAAUAAAAUAAAAAAAAAUGCAGUGACAUUUAUCUUACUUAAAGCUGCCAUGUCAGUGAGGAUCACACUGCUACAUUUGCAUCAGUAAAUAGGCAAACAUGCAGAUUCUUCUCUACUCUGCUCUACAGCUAUAUAUACAGUGUCUAAACAGGUUUGCAUACAACAUACAGCUAGAAAAUACACGCUAAAAGAAAAAAAAAUGACAGUUGAGUGUAACUCUUCAGAAUAUUUCUCUCUUCUUUCUGGUCCAUAACUCCUGACAUUGAGUAAUCUGCCUCCUAUCCCUAAAACUACUUAGAAACUUUAGCACACACACAGCCUGGCAAGGGAAUGGCAUAUCAACAUAAACUUCAUGUUCUUGUGGCAUUUUGAUAAAUCCAUGUCGUUUUAGCUACUUGUAGGAGCACUGUGGGUAUCUACAUUCACACCUUAAGUAAUCAAAUAUCAUCCCAUUAAUCCUCCCGAUUUAAUCUCAUUCUCUACCUGAUUUUUGUUUUAAAAUGUGAUAUAUUUAGAUAUUUAACAGCUUUAUUAUUUAUUUCUGCAUGUAUUUAUUUACAAAGACAUUUAUAUUUCUAAAGUAGUAGUACCGUGCAAUUUCUGCACACUGCACUUUUUAAUAUAAGUUCCUUAAAUGUUUGAACAAUACAACCUUGUCCCCAUGCAAUUAAUGCUACUGAAACAAUUUAAUAACUUUAUGAUUGGCCAGUUUCAUUACCUGAUUGCCUGACUAAUAAUAUCCCCUUUAAGAUUAGGACACACCUGACCAACUAACAUAAAUCUGACAAGAUCAAUAUACUAGGUAGAGAAUAUUAAGGUGGUCUGUUCGUUCACAACUGCACAAAACUACCUUGUUAAAUGAUCAAAAGUAUAAACUGUUCCUCACAGUACAGAAUGAGAAACUGUCUGAAUGAAAUGUAUAUUGAUUUAAUGUAGUGCCUCUCUUUUCAGUCAUACUGUAUAGGCGUACUGUACAGGAUGCCUCUGCACCAGUUGCUUUGAAUCUACAUCCUUCAUGCUGCUAUAAUACUGUUCUGGAAGUGUCUGCAGAUAAUAUCAUCACUCUCCUGCUUUUCAUCAUCAUCAUCAUCACUUACAUAUUCAGACAACACAUCUCAUUUAAUGGUAAUGGUAAUGUUAGAUUUCUAAUAUGGCAGUCGCAUGUCAUAUAAUACGUAAAUUUCCAUAACACACAUUAUACUUAUAAUUUUUUAUAUAUGCAAAAAAGAAAAACUUGUAUGGAUUGUCAGCAAGCAUUUGACUAUAUUUGUAAAACAAUUCUGCUUUGAAUGGAGGAAAAAAAAAACCCAUGCUGCUGACAGUGUCAAUGUCACUCCUGUUCUUUUUUUACCAACUCCUUCAGCUGCUGUGCGUUUUCAUUAGCAUCAGCUCAGCUUGAUGGAUGAGCAUGCCUCAGGUCAGCCAGCCUGUAGAGCAUGCUCCAUGACAGUAGAGACAUGUCACUUGUGUAUGAGGCCAGCAUCUCAAAGCAUUUAACCUUUACAAAAGACCUCAAGAAAUAUUCCUUUUUUUUUUCUGUGUCAGUUCGCUACGUUUGUAUUUCUGAUUCUAAUGUAAUCCAUACAAUAGAUUAAUCUGCUCAAAGUGUAUUUCCUGAGAUUGGAAAGUAUUCUGUGUGUUGUGGACAUGCUUUGAAGUUAUCCAAUCAAAACAUUUUACAAUCUUACAUGUGUAUACAACUGUCGGUAGUCGUAAGUUAAUCAAACAGUCAAAUGUCUGUUCAUAUGUUUUGUUUGUUGUGUAAGACGUUGGGGUGAUCAAUGUAGUGAUCAAAGUCUAUCCCAGACUUUCUUGGCAGAGACUACAGUUGUAUUUUAUCCAGCUAUAGCAUCGUCAUUGAGGGAACACCUGCUGCACUGUACAUUACACUGUCUCAAGCACUCAUUUCUGUCUUGAUUUCCUCUAAACCCAGUUUUAAAAUAUGAGCUCCAGUCUGAUCUCAAUGUUGAGAUUAUUCCUCUUGUUUUCAUUGGGCCUUUUUAAUGUGCAUCACAUUUGAGCCAACCAAAGUUUUGUUGGUGCAGUCACACACACAGACACACACACAAAAAAAAAAUCACACUGAAUGUACAUCAAUAUUUGAAAAUACUUAUUCUGCUGGAGUGGUUGUGUUAACUUGUGUUCUGGAUUCACAGUCUGGUUCCUUAUUGAUUGUAGUUAGGUUAUUAUCAAGGAACCAUAUGGGACAUACCUGUAAUUAUCUGUCCACUCAUGUGUGGGAGGAUGUAAUAGGUUCAUUAUGGCCCUGUUAGAAAUUGCAUCUUGUACAGAGUAAUGCUGUAGGUUAUCUUACCGUCACACGUUCACUCUGAUUUCAGUAUCUACCUUCACCAUCAUGCUCUGACAGCCUUCACAAAAUCUACUUUUUCUAAUCCCUCCCUUUUUUGAAGGAAUAUCAUUUGCAUUUUUGUGCUUCCACAUCUAAUCUUUUUUUUUUUUUUUUUUUUUCGCACUAUCAAAUUAUUUUGCAUUGUACAUAAACAUGAUUGCUGUGAACAUUGUAUUAUAAAGUUGCACCCAUUUACAAAAUCUUAAAUGGGCAGUAGUUCAGUCAGUGUCUCUGAGUGUUGGAGUUUAGCGUCAAAUGUUUGUGUACACUAAACACAUUGUCAUAUAUUAAAUAAACAUGGAAAUUAUGCAA
This is a messenger RNA of Seriola dumerili (greater amberjack), 8195 nucleotides long. RefSeq names its product kinesin family member 1A (gene kif1aa). The record is from RefSeq and is a predicted model, not a curated record. The transcript has 48 exons. Gene Ontology annotation, molecular function: ATP binding; microtubule motor activity; microtubule binding. Bases 1 to 5100 code for a protein of 1699 amino acids. Gene Ontology annotation, biological process: microtubule-based movement. NCBI's taxonomy places the organism in Eukaryota, Metazoa, Chordata, Actinopteri, Carangiformes, Carangidae.